Suillus subaureus is the source of this 219-nucleotide messenger RNA. RefSeq lists its product as uncharacterized. The transcript is spliced from 2 exons. The annotation marks the transcript as partial. The record is from RefSeq and is a predicted model, not a curated record. NCBI's taxonomy places the organism in Eukaryota, Fungi, Basidiomycota, Agaricomycetes, Boletales, Suillaceae.
CACUUCUUUACGCAGAUACCACAACCGAUACAUAAAAACUCAGAGAUGAACGCUAUCUUAUCGGUCGAUUUUACUUCUAUGCAAAGUUUACCUGGAAGGAAAAUUAGCAUGAGGACCCUGCCUUGGUGCGUCACCUUCUUGCAUUCCUGGGCACAUCGCUUUGGCUUGCAGCGAUUUGCGUCUACGAUGGCGAUACGGGUGAUUUUAUCAGCCAUCGUU